Peniophora sp. CBMAI 1063 is the source of this 315-nucleotide messenger RNA. The record is from the annotation of a GenBank genome assembly. NCBI's taxonomy places the organism in Eukaryota, Fungi, Basidiomycota, Agaricomycetes, Russulales, Peniophoraceae.
AUGCAGUUGAUUCCCCAGACUCUGUACGCUACUGCUUCCGCUGUUCGGUUCGCGAUCUACGCUCUGGACGUCGUUCGCGACAGCGACGGAGCUCGAGCGCAUUCUCAGGCCGGCCAGGGUAAAAUCUGGGCCCGCCGCGCUCGUCCGCCGAUGCUCGGUGCGAUCAUUCAGCGCGCUCGUGAGUGGCGCGCACUCCCCGACUCGUCCCGCUGCACCGCGCAGACCGUGCCUAACUUCCCCACACAAACGCUCCAGCGAAUGCAAAUAGGCAACUUCGCGGGGUUCCGCGCGCUUCUCAACGAACGUGAACUGUGA